AGUACAGAUUCCCGUUUUUCUCACAGCCCAACAUUCCAAUGACCGAUCCGGCAGAAUCACCCAGUUCAGUGGCUUCCAGCGCCAGCGGUUCUCGCCGUACCAGUCAACCUUGCCCGGUGCAUUCCAACAAACGGGGCGAUCUGUUCUGUCUAACGUGUGAGUUGGUUAUUUGUAGUAAGUGUGUGACCGAUUCCCGGAAGCACGGACGGCAUGUGGUCGAAACCGUGAAGGAGACCUAUACGCGCCGAUUCCAGGAAACACAGAUUAAAUUGGACACACUUGAUCGUUACAUCGAUGCACAGCGGCACAACGCUGAACUUCGUACAAGGCUGUUGGAAGAACUUCGCGAAAAUGAAGCUGCCCUCAUCGAUCGACUGGAUCAGAUCAUCAACGAAGCUAAGGCGGAGGUGGCAGAAAUUACGAAUGAGAAAGCCAUCCAGCUGGAUCCUUUGAGGCUGACGACUAAACUGAAGAGCUAUUAUCGGGAUGAACUGCUGACUGAGAUCGCUAGUCUUAGCGAUGGAGAGUUUUUAGCUCAACAGGCAGAUCUUAACAUCAGAUGUGACAGCCUAAUGAGUACAUCGGUGCAUAGCACACUGGUUGCUCCGGUAGAUUGCUGCAAUGUAUCGUGCUCCCUUCUACCAACAAUCGAAAUGGAUUCCCAUUGCAUUAACAUUGCCAGUAAUAGCAGUUUCAACAUUUCCUAUGUUGAUCAAUACGGAUACGGAUGGAGUUUGGAGCUCGAAAUUAAAACACUGAUUAACACAUUGCCUACAGUGUGUCUGAAUAAACUGCAGCUCAAUGUCAAGAUGGAAGGUUCCUGCAAGCCCAAAGGAAACUUCCAAGUCGUACUUAAAAUCGUUCACGAUCUACCGUUGAAGACUAUCACGCAACACAUCCCUUUUAAGUCGCUCGGUCCGCCUAAAUCCCGUAAUAUUUCAACGGAAAUAGCCGACGUACGUAACCUACGAAAUGAAGGAUUCGUUACCAAAGACCACCUGUUGCAAUUAAAAUUGGGCAUAGGUCCAGAAGAUCCGAUAACCGAACGGAACUGCUACCAGCAGAUCCUGGAAAUGCACCGAAAUAAAAUAUGUACGUUGAAAUGCGAACUCGCUAAUUGGAAGAAGUUCAACAUUAGUUACUUCCGCGUAGAGGAAUGCCCUGUUCUGAAGUCCAAACGGUCAAAGACGAAGCAUUCGACCGUGAUAAUGGACGAACAUGGUACCAAGUGGCAAUUGAAGGUGUCAAUCAACGGAAUGAAACACAAAGGAUUCAUCGGUGUUUUCCUCACCAAGUGUAACGGAAGCAAGGGAUGGUACGAUUACUUCAUCGAGCUGAUCCAUCCUCAAUCGGAGAAGCACAAUCGCAUCGUAAAGGGUUGUUAUCUGUUUGAUGUAGAUCCGUUGGAAUUACCACAGUUCAUGACGAUUGCUUUCCUGGAUACGUUUAUGGACGAUGGAACGUUGCGGUUGCGCUUCGGCACGAGGAAGGAUCCGUAGGAGUAGAUUAAUUUGGCUGCUGAUGGAAUCUACCUAUAAUUUCCAUCAAGGGUUGGAAUGAUUUUAGCUACGGUAUCUCUU
Molecule: messenger RNA, 1580 nt
Organism: Ochlerotatus camptorhynchus
Lineage: Eukaryota; Metazoa; Arthropoda; Insecta; Diptera; Culicidae
Exons: 2
Coding region: 39-1499 (486 amino acids)
Biological process (GO): protein autoubiquitination; negative regulation of centriole replication
Cellular component (GO): aggresome; peroxisome
Molecular function (GO): zinc ion binding; tumor necrosis factor receptor binding; ubiquitin protein ligase binding
Source: RefSeq, a predicted model, not a curated record